AGAUACCUUGAACUGGCACGUCUCUUACUACCCACGUUGGCGAGGAGGGUCAGGCGGGGAUGAGGUCAUCUGUGUGACGUCAUGGUGCCCAGAGGUCACGGCCACUGCUCCUGCUAGCAUGUGUGUUGAUGCUCGUAGUCUGCCCUCCCUCAAGGUGUGGGGUGAGGCGCACCUCUACUAUGGGUGAGCGCUGGAGGGCAGGAUGGCCAGGCGCGAGGGUCAUGGGCCAGCACCCCCACCUCCUCCACCACCACCUCCUCCUCCACCUCCUCCUCCUCCCACCAACAUGGGCAUCGUCACGCUGCUAGUCCUCCUGGGUCUCCUCUCCUCAGGGGCGUGUUCUCAGUACGGCGACGCAGAACAUAUCACGGCCAUCCUGGGGGAGGCGGUGGUCCUCAACUGUCCCGUAUCACACCCCAAGGUCCCUCACAUCAUCCAGUGGAGGAGACAGUACCAGAAGAUUCCCAUAUAUAUAUGGUACGACGGCUACGACCCCCACGUGGAAGAAAACUAUAAGGGUCGGGCAUCACGGGUCUCACCAGACACAAGCUAUGGGCUGGCCUCUCUUAACCUCACCUCUGUCAGAGAGGAUGACCAAGGCUGGUACGAGUGUAAUGUCUUCUACCUCGAUCGCAGCGGCGUUGAAAAUGGUACCUGGAUACACCUUGAUGUACACGCACCUCCACGAUUUACUACAACUCCUGAUGAUGUCACUUAUGUCAAUAUUGGUGACUCCAUCAUCCUUAAUUGUGAGGCUGAAGGAACUCCAAAGCCCGAGAUUUUCUGGUUUAGGGAUGAUGAACCAGUGGAACCUUCGGAUACUGUGGGCAUCUUCAAUGAUGGCACAGAACUUCGAAUUAACAAGAUACGUGACCAGGAUAUUGGGGACUAUGUAUGUGUCUCUCGGAAUGCUGAGGGAAGAGUUCAUCAUGAAGCCAAAGUUGUAAUUGCGGGUGGGGCGGUGAUUGUAACACCCCCCCAAAACCAGACCCGACAAGAAGGCGAGAAAGUAGAAUUUCCAUGUGAAGCAAAGGCCCUUCCAGGCAAUGUGACUGUUAGCUGGAAGAGGGAAGGGGUCUCCAUCGAUAAGCUUUCCUGGUUAGACACUCGUUCCAUCAUCAGGAGAGAUGGAGCGCUUAUUAUUAAUCCAACAAGUGCAGAUGAUGGUGGCUUUUUCACCUGUGAAGUUUCCAAUGGCAUUGGAACACCUCAGAAAGCUACAGCCUAUCUUAAUGUUGAAUAUCCUGCACGUGUAACGUAUACACCAACAAUACAGUAUCUUCCCUUCAGGCAACAGGGCAUUAUCAAGUGCUUUAUCAAAAGCAAUCCACCCAUCCAGUUUGUGACUUGGAUAAAGGACAAACGGCUCUUUGAUGCUGAAAAUGAAAGCACAGUUGUCAAGCUAAAUAAUGGCUCAUUACUCAUUACAAAGGUUAACCAGUCUCACCAAGGGCGCUACAGCUGCACACCUUAUAAUCGCCAUACCACAGCUGGAUCAUCAGGUGAUAUGGAGGUACUAGUUCGUGACCCACCAGUGUUUUCCCCUCGACCUCAGCCCCAAUAUCAUGGCCAAGUAGGCGAGGAAGUAACACUUGUCUGUGGAGGCCAAGGGUCACCCACUCCGGAGGUCACAUGGAAGAGGCGAGAUGGUCAGAACUUACCACGAGAUCGCACACACAUUGUGGGUGGUAACCUUACCAUCCGAAACCUCCGCAAGAGUGACCAUGCUUACUAUGAGUGUAUGGUUAGCAAUGAGAUCGCUACCUUGGUAACAGCAACUCAGUUGCUGGUGGAGGGCACAACACCACACCCACCAUACAACAUCUCGACUGAGACCGAGCCAUUUAGUAUAACACUGUCUUGGCUGCCAGGAUAUCCAGGGGGGAAGGAUUGGGAACAACAGUACACCAUAUGGUACCGAACUCUAGGGUCACGAACAUGGGCACAAAUUGAUGUUAAGCCAUCAGGAAGUACUAGUGUUACUAUUUUCAACCUCACUCCAGACCACACAUACGAGAUUCAAGUGCAAGGCAAGAAUAUACUGGGGGACGGCAUGUUCUCUGACAUUGUGACGGCCACUACCAAAGGUAGUGGAGGUCGUGAACCGCCAUCUGGGACAAAACCGCCGACAGUUGAAACUACAACACCUGGUGUUCCCGUAUAUGAUUAUAGCAUGGUUGUGUUCCCAACUGAUUCCUCUGGCUCCACAUAUGUUCCAACGAUAUUGAACCCUGCAGGAUCGCUUCCGCUAGGCCCUCCGCCUCCACCUCCACGGAAUGUGUCGGUUAAGAAGAUAACGGAUGGGCCGGAUGGGUUCCUUAUCUCCUGGCUGCCCCCCCUUGACACGAGCAUUCCUGUCGCCUACUAUGACAUCGAGUAUCGAACAGAUGGAUCUUGGAAGAAACUAAAUGAUGAUCAUAUUAUGGGAGAAACUACUUACAGAAUCAAGAAACUUCAGUCUGGAAAGAAAUACUACUUCCGUGUCUUUUCCAAGACACUCCGCAGUUAUGCUCCAUCACCUGAAGUUUUAUUUGUUUCUCCUGUGCAGAACAAAGAAAAAGCAAUAACUGCAGCACUGGUGGGUGGCAUCCUCUUCUUUAUAGUUGCUAUCAUCCUCUCUGUUUGUACUGUCAAGAUAUGCAACAAGCACAAGAGAAGGAAGCAGGAAAAAGAACUUCAAUCACAUAUUUUCUAUGACACAGCAUAUAAUGCAGUUGCCUGUCGGGUUACUGAGUCCAGAAAUGGUGGUCACGGGUCCAGCCCUGUGCCUUUGAAAAAAAGGAAGGAGUAUGCAGGUGAAGCGAUUACUACAGAACAGAUCUAGUUGACCACCACCAUCACCACCACCAUCACCUCGUUCCCCUUUCACUAAGUUACUACGGUGCGGAAUACCAGGUUUAAGGUGGGAGUGGGCAUGGGUGGCAGGCGUACUACUUGGAGGCCGACUUCUAGAUUCCACAGACAGCAGGCCCUUAGACACUAGUGCAGCAACUCAGGAUAUUAGCAGUGGGG
Messenger RNA from Homarus americanus (American lobster), 3012 nucleotides. RefSeq names its product protein turtle-like (gene tutl). Lineage: Eukaryota; Metazoa; Arthropoda; Malacostraca; Decapoda; Nephropidae. The transcript has 20 exons. Gene Ontology annotation, biological process: homophilic cell-cell adhesion; dendrite self-avoidance; axon guidance. Gene Ontology annotation, molecular function: cell-cell adhesion mediator activity. Gene Ontology annotation, cellular component: axon; plasma membrane. The coding region runs from base 203 to 2824 and encodes 873 amino acids. The record is from RefSeq and is a predicted model, not a curated record.